Molecule: messenger RNA, 804 nt
Organism: Aspergillus pseudonomiae
Lineage: Eukaryota; Fungi; Ascomycota; Eurotiomycetes; Eurotiales; Aspergillaceae
Exons: 1
Coding region: 1-804 (267 amino acids)
Source: RefSeq, a predicted model, not a curated record
AUGGCAACGGACUUCGUGAUGAUCGCGAAGAAGUUCAUGGCAGACGGGCUGUAUCCGACAUGUCUCUCAGGAACCCACCUUUAUGAUAUCACAAAUAUAUAUGGGCCGUUUCUAUUCGGGCGAGAGGAUUUGCGAGAGAGGGUCCCUAUUUACGAUAGCCAGGAGGCCAUGAGGCCAUUCUAUCGACUAGAGGCCCACGGCCUCAAAUCACACAUCAUGGACUGGACCAGAAAUGACUCCAACCAGGUAGGCUCUGGCGAUCGCAGUAUGAUUGUUCUGAUCGGGCGAGGUACCCAGAGAGACGGCGCUGUCACGCUAUGUCAUCAGCACGCAAAACAGGAGUUUCUGUCCAAAGCCGAGAUGAUUGCCGCUGUCUCUGUCUUGCCGCCUAAUGUCCGUCUCCUGAUCAUCAACGAGGCCUGUUACCCCGGCACGUGGGCCACGAUAGCCCCAGAGGUAGGCACCCAGCGAGAUGUGCUUGUCGAGACAGCAGCCACCCUCGGCGAGCAGUCCUGGAGCUAUACCUCGGGCUCCGGCCAAAACCGGUGCUCUUUAUUCGGAGCGGCGUUUGUGGAGGAGCCUACCACCCAGCAUCACAGUCGAAUAGUUGACGAGAUGCGCUAUGUUGGGCCUGACCAGAUCACCUCUGCACCGCUGGUGAUCUCCGCCCACGCUCUUCUGUCCCACAAUAUCUCGCAUUUCAUCGUCGCACUACAAAUUGCGGCUGCGAUCACGAAUGUGGCUUCUGCUCCGGAUCGUCAUGAGGAAUUUCUGCAAUCACGGACUUCUGCCCGGACUUUUUGA